CGGCAGGAAGGGGACGCUGCGACUUCCGGACCUUCCCCGUUUCUCCGAUCCUGGCUGUGUGGGGUUGCUGGGGACUUGAGAGUGUCUGCUGGUGAUGGCCGCGGCCGUCGCUAUGGAGACAGAUGAUGCUGGAAAUCGACUGCGGUUUCAGUUGGAGUUGGAAUUUGUACAGUGUUUAGCCAACCCAAAUUACCUUAACUUUCUUGCCCAAAGAGGUUACUUCAAAGAUAAAGCUUUUGUUAAUUAUCUUAAGUACUUGCUUUACUGGAAAGAACCAGAAUAUGCCAAGUAUCUAAAGUACCCUCAGUGUUUACACAUGUUAGAACUGCUCCAGUACGAACACUUCCGCAAGGAGCUGGUGAAUGCUCAGUGUGCGAAAUUUAUUGAUGAGCAGCAAAUUCUGCACUGGCAGCACUAUUCCCGGAAGCGGAUGCGCCUUCAGCAAGCCCUGGCGGAGCAGCAACAGCAGAAUAACACAUCAGGAAAAUAAAAAGCUGGACCCUGACCAGGCUACUAAGACAUGUAUAUAUUGCUUUUGUACAGUGAAGACAAAAAAACUGUUCCUAUGUACCUUUAUUAUGGUAGCAGCCAGAACUGUUAGUGUGCUUAUUUAAUUGAACUUUUAUUGUUACUAGAUUAUUUCUGUUAAACCAGAAUUGUUUUACUUUGA
This is a messenger RNA of Capra hircus (goat), 670 nucleotides long. It is a transcript of the gene MED31, whose product is annotated as mediator complex subunit 31. Lineage: Eukaryota; Metazoa; Chordata; Mammalia; Artiodactyla; Bovidae. The transcript has 4 exons. The coding region runs from base 95 to 490 and encodes 131 amino acids. Gene Ontology annotation, biological process: regulation of transcription by RNA polymerase II. The record is from RefSeq and is a predicted model, not a curated record. Gene Ontology annotation, molecular function: transcription coregulator activity. Gene Ontology annotation, cellular component: core mediator complex; mediator complex.